Messenger RNA from Jatropha curcas, 315 nucleotides. RefSeq lists its product as uncharacterized. Lineage: Eukaryota; Viridiplantae; Streptophyta; Magnoliopsida; Malpighiales; Euphorbiaceae. The record is from RefSeq and is a predicted model, not a curated record.
AUGGACUCGUACGGUCAAAGAUCUUACGGCGGUGACCGGAGGUUCGAGAUUGUAAGCGGGAGGAGUUUUGGAACUAGCAAUCAGAUCUACGCCACUAGACCGCAAUCUCCCGAUCCGCCGUCUAUUCCGCCUCGCGCCACCAGGCAGACUCGUACGACGUCAACGCCCUGGGGUUUUAGCGAUCCAGAGACAAAGCGGAAGAAAAGGAUUGCCAAGUAUAAAGUUUACACAGUGGAAGGCAAAGUCAAGACGUCUUUGAAGAACGGGCUGCGUUGGAUCAAGAACAAGUGCUCAAAGAUCAUCCAUGGUUACUAA